Molecule: messenger RNA, 458 nt
Organism: Boeremia exigua
Lineage: Eukaryota; Fungi; Ascomycota; Dothideomycetes; Pleosporales; Didymellaceae
Exons: 1
Coding region: 117-359 (80 amino acids)
Source: RefSeq, a predicted model, not a curated record
CUGAUUGUUUCGUGUUGGCCUGACUACAGUGCUAAUUCGUCAAAGCCCUAGCAGCGACCGCUUAAAGCUUCAACAAGCAACCUGUCUCCGAGCAUGGAGCUACCCUGCAGCGCAUCAUGCUUCUAGGCCCUACCGUAUUCCCACUCGCAUUUGCUGCGCUCGGAGGGCGUAGCUUGAAAAAUAUAGCGCUUUGGAGAGCAGAACGAGGCUCCACGCUGGGAGUGAGUGGAGAAUCUGUUUCCGGCAAUGUCUGUUUGCUGAACUGUGACAGAAUCUUGAGAGCCUUCAUGGAAGCCAGAGCGUCGUCAGCGCCAUUAGUCUUACCAUUUCUCUUCGAUCGUUCAGCCUUUUGUCGUUAGCUUUGCUUCUUCUAUGGUCACUCUCACCACUUGGCGGCCAGAGCUCAUUGCGUCUUCUCUACGAAGCAAAUCAAACCAUCACAACAUCUCAACCAGUGU